AUGAUGCUCGUCCUGCUCCUCCUCCUCUUGAUGCCGCUGUCGGCAACGGCAACAGCGGAGCUCUGCGGCAACGGCGGCAAUUACACGGCCAACAGCACCUACCAGUCCAAUCUUGCCGUCCUCGCCACCACACUCGCUAGCAACGCAUCCUCUUCUCCACAGCUAUUCGCCGCCGGCAGCACCGGCCAGUCCCCCGACGCGGUGCACGCGCUCGCGCUCUGCCGCGGCGACUUCGCCAACGACACAGCGUGCAGAGACUGCGUCGCCGCCUCGUUCCAGGACGCGCAGCAGGCUUGCCCGAACCGCAAGGGCGCCGCUGUCUACUACGAGUACGACGACACACAGCGGUCAGGGUGCGUCGUCGGCUUCUCCGGCGACAACGACUUCCUCAGCCCAGCCAAUGGUAUCACCGAGAACUCCACGCUCUUCCAAUCGUGGAAUUCGAACAACAUCUCUGGCGACGGCACUGCCAGCGUCGUUUCCGCCGACGUCCACAACCUACUGACGGUGACGGCUCAGGACGCGGCCGCCGACACUGCGAGGCGGUACGCCACCACGGUCAUGGACUCCGUCCAGACGCUCUACUCCCUGGCGCAGUGCACGCCGGACCUGUCCGCCGGCGACUGCCUCGCGUGCCUUCAGCGGCUCAACGGCAUGGUCAACGCCACCACUUCCAUGCGACUGGGAGGACGGAUCUUCGUGCUGCGCUGCAACAUCAGGUUCGAGGCGUUUAUGUUCUUCGACCAACCCACAAGGCGAAUCAAUCCAUCGUCCAUCGCUCCGGCGCCGCCAGGCAAAAGACGUGGAACAGAACCUUGGGUGAUUGCUAUAUGUGUAGCUGCUCCUGUGGCACUAGUAGUAGUUUGCUUCAUCCUUUACCGUCGUCGCCUGGGAAGAAGAUUCAGAAAAGGUACAACAAGACUAGCAGAAAAGAGCUCUCACAAAUCUCAAGGACAAGAUCAUGAAAUUGUUUGGGAAAUGGGAGCGGAGUUUUCAGUUUAUAACUUCCAUGACAUAUUAGAGGCUACAUGUAAUUUUUCCGAAGAAAACAAACUGGGACAAGGUGGAUUCGGCCCUGUAUAUAAGGGACACUUUCCGGAUAGAAGCGAGAUAGCAGUUAAGAGACUCGCUUCAAAUUCAGGACAAGGCUUCAUAGAGUUCAAGAAUGAAGUCGAGCUAAUAGCAAAGCUUCAACACAGGAACCUGGUUAGACUCUUGGGAUGUUGCUCUCAAGGAGAAGAGAAAAUACUGAUCUAUGAAUACUUACCAAACAAAAGCCUCGACUUCUUCAUAUUUGAUGAAAAUAAAAAAGUUUUAUUGGACUGGAACAAACGUCUUGCGAUAAUUGAAGGAAUUGCAGAAGGACUUCUUUACCUACAUAAGCACUCUCGGUUACGUGUCAUACAUCGAGAUCUUAAACCAAGUAACAUACUCUUGGACACCGAAAUGAAUCCUAAAAUUUCAGAUUUUGGACUAGCGAAAAUUUCCACCUCAAAUAACAUUGAAGAAAACACGACAAGAAGAGUGGUUGGUACAUAUGGCUACAUGGCUCCCGAGUAUGCUUCCGAGGGCCUCUUCUCUACCAAAUCUGAUGUAUUCAGCUUUGGUGUAUUAAUUCUUGAGAUCCUUAGCGGGAAAAAGAAUUCUGGUAGCAACCAAUGCGGAGGGUUCAUCAGUUUUAUUGGAUAUGCAUGGCAGUUAUGGGAAGAGGGAAGAUGGACCGAGCUGGUUGAUGUGUCAUUGCUUCCCAAGUAUCACUCGGUAGAAAUGAUGAUGUGCCUUAACAUUGCGCUUUUAUGUGUACAAGAGAAUGCAUCAGAUCGACCAACCAUGUUGGAUGUGAUCGCAAUGUUAAGCGGAGAGACCAUGAUCCAACGGGAGCCUAAGCACCCACCAUACUUCCAUCUAAGGGUAGGUAAUGAAGAGGCAUCGGGUACUACUACCGAUGUGAUCAUAUCUACCACAACGGCUAGAUAGUUUUUCAUUUGUAUAUAGUCCCUACUGGACAGAAUAAGUAUAUCACCUCAAAUGUAAUUUACUUGUAUUA
Lolium rigidum is the source of this 2047-nucleotide messenger RNA. Its product is annotated as cysteine-rich receptor-like protein kinase 10. The transcript is spliced from 7 exons. Lineage: Eukaryota; Viridiplantae; Streptophyta; Magnoliopsida; Poales; Poaceae. Bases 1 to 1977 code for a protein of 658 amino acids. Gene Ontology annotation, biological process: protein phosphorylation. Gene Ontology annotation, molecular function: protein kinase activity; ATP binding. The record is from RefSeq and is a predicted model, not a curated record.